UAAUUUAAUAUAUUAAUUACUUGUUGAGGCCAAUGUUGAUAGUGAGAUAGCAGCACCAUGGACUCUGAUAUGGAAGACAAGCAGCUCUCUCUGACAUGGAACAACCACAGCAGCACAUACAAGACCAUGUUCAACAUGCUGCGACACAAGAACCUCCUCACGGACAUCACCCUGGCAUGUGAUGGACAGCAGUUCCUGGCACACAAGCUGGUACUGGCUACAUGCAGCCACUACUUCCAGACAAUGUUGUGUGCAGUGCCUGAUGGCGGGCACCCUAUAGUGUACCUGCGGGAUGUGCCAGCCUCAGAGAUAAAAGCCAUUCUUGAGUUCAUGUACACAGGGGAAGCCUGCGUGCCACAAAGUCAAGUGGGCUCGCUGCUCAAGACGGCCGAGUGCCUUAAAAUUAAAGGACUUGGAGUUCAGCCACAUGAAGAACUUUCCAGUGCCAGUGAGGACCUAGAUGAUGAUCUGGAUGCAGAUGGUAAUGUUGUAGACAGUAGAUGUAGGGUGGAGUCAUUUAGAAAGUUUGAAAUCAGUACUAAAUCGGAAAAAUUAUUUACUCAUUCCAAGUCUUUAUUGACACCUGCUGUCAAGAGGAAUUUCUCCCCGGAAAAGAAAUAUCUUAGCACGAAUUCUGCCACAGACAUCUUGGUGUCAUCACCUAAAAAAAUGAAAACCUCAGCCAGUUCUAGUGCUCAUUCAACUGAUGAAUAUGGCUCCCAAGUUGUGUUGUCUCCUAACACAACUACUGACGCCACUACCUCGUCACGGACCGAUAGUGUUGAUAACAAAUUUUUCAUACCCUUUCAAAGUAUGAAAGCUGAACCCCAUUCCCCUGUAGACGUAGAGACCGUUGGUGACAACGAAAAUGUGUUAGAGUUGACAAAAAUAAGUGAGGCCCAGGCUCUGAAGGACUGCCAGUCAGGCAGGGCGCCUCUUUCAAGAAGCACCAAGGACGCUCUUGCUGAAAUCUUUGACUUGGAAGACAAAUACAGAACUGAUCGCAGUUUACCAUCAGCAACUAACCAAACUAGUCUACACAGUUUUUCUAGUAACAGUCUGUGCGGGAGACAAAUAGUAAAAAACCAGCCCAUCACAUCCAUGAUGCGGUCCAGUGACACCAGUAGAAAUGGAUUGCCUUCUUUGGAGGAACAGACUUCCACAAGCCAUGAAGGGUCUGAAUCGUUUUGUGGCAAGAGCUUAGUUGAAAAUGGGCGAGUAGCCAAAGGUGAGGCAAAAGAGACGAAGGAGGAGGAAGAAGCUCUGGCUUGUAACCCUUCGAGUUUUGAAGAAGAGGCGCAGUUCUACCUUGAAGCUUUCACUCGCAGCGCCGGGCUAUCGUUGGCUGCAUCAUCACCCCUGGGCGAGGACGCCCUGCCGGGGCUGGAGUGUGCGGCAAACUCUCAGGAAGCCACCGCUGCUCGUGGAAGUUUCGGUGCGUCGGCGAAGGCGGCGGAGCUUGAGGACCUCGAGAACCGGCCGUACACGUGUCCCAUCUGCCGCAAGAGCUUCGGCAAAGCCGCCAUCUUGAAGCGCCACCACCUCGCCCACUUCCGCCCCUACAGCUGUAACGUCUGCCAGCGCUCUUUCACCCGCAGGGAGGUGUUGGCGGAGCAUCUGCAGGAACACAACGGAGCGGACAUGAGACUGCCGUGCCCUGUCUGUGCCAUGACCAUCAAAAGAAAAAGGAACCUGCAGGCACACAUCAAAGUCAAGCACCCGGAGUAUUACCGCCACAAGAUAGAGAACAAACUGACGCUCUUCUGAGACACGGCCACGGACGCCUCUGUUCCCUUUUGAUACCUCACGCAUGUUCCUUGCUAAACGAUGUCCGAAUGACUAAAUGUUGGUUGAAUUUGCAGGAAUAAUCUAGAACGUAUAAUCUGUACGAGUGGCUAAGUAGUGAACUAGGUAAUUUUCUGCCAGUUGCAUUAUCUUUAUUUUAUGCACCUCUUUUAACAGACGUGUUUUGUAUUCGUUUUAGGAUGUUUCGUUGUGGUAGUCCGAAGUUCUCAUCAUUAUUCAACUUCGGGAGUUCAUUAGAGCAGUGUGGAGUGUACUAUAUUUUAUAAACGCUAGGUAAGCUUUCUGCCAUUGUUCAGUACGGGUCUAAAAACUUCCCGCGACUCGAGCAGACACAGAAAAUCCGUCGGUUUAUGGCACGCGCGGUCUAUUUUGUCUGGUCUUUGAUAUAAGUUCUUACUAGUGAUGGUAAAUAUUUUGAUGCCGAUACUUUCCUGCAAGUGAGCACACGAAAAAGAGGAAUAUAAUUGAGAAUACCUACUACAAUUUUACGACUUCUUGGGCUCCUCGCAACACAAGUAGCACACUUACAUUAAUCCCUGAAACUGCCGCACGGGCGCUGGAAAUUCUAAUCCAAAGAUUUCAUGUCUUUUCUAUCGCUUCAUCGGAUCAUUUUAUAUCAAUUGUUACUAUAUGCACUACAGAAUAAUGGCUGUCCAGAGUUUGCUAAUUUCUAUUUAUUCCAUGACCUUCUGUGGGCUGUACGAAUUAACGAACUUUCUGCGCGGCCCAUGCUUCCGUCCAAGUUUUAUCAAGACAUGCUGUAUAAUAAGUGUAUUGCAACCAUGAACAUUUUGUUGUCAUGUGUUUCUCAUGAACGAAUAUGUCUAGUUUUUAGUGCUGCUUUUAUUGACGUACAGUUUUUCAAUCUUCAUAAUGCAAUGUCGCGCUUCACGCUGACCGGGUUUCUACACUCAAAAAUAUUCUCCACAAUUGUUCGGUACAUGUGGCAAUUUUGAUGCAGCUUGAGGUAGUACUAUUCAGGCCAGUGCCUGUCUUUUCCGUAAAUAUUAUUACGGAAUUAAAUGUCUGGGCAUUCCACAAAGUUUUGCUUUGGUGUUACUAGAAACUAGUGAUGAUCGCCCGCCUAGCAACGAGGUGAUGAACAACUUUCAGGCCGCUUUGCCUAGUAGGGCCUGAGGUGGUGGUUGCCAACGUUUCCAUGGCAUUGUGUACCACAAAGAAGUGAAUCAUUUUUAUUAUUAAUAUUAUUACUUAUACUAUAUCGCUUAUAAGUUUUGAGAAAUUGUAACGCCGGAUACCUUAAAUACAAAGUGCAUUUGUAAGUGUAGUUUUUAAAUUGAUAUAAAGCAAACUAGACGCUUUUGAUGCGGUUUAAUUCUGGUACAUUUUUGACGCGGUUUAUUUAAUUCGGUACAUAUCGCCGAACUUAGUCCAACGUCAGGUAAUCCUGUAACUGUACAAAUCAAUAACUUAUGUUUUCAGUAUUUAAUAUAUAAACACAUUUAGCUGGAAAUACCGAAAAUUUUCUUGUUCUUUUGUGUUCCAAGAAUGUUCCACCUUAAUUGGACUGCCUUCGCCAGCUUAGCAUAGCAUUCUUACGUAGCAAUGAUAAUUUGUAUAGUUAAGUAUCUAAUUUCUGCCUCAACAUUCAUAUUUAGAAUUCGAGCUUAUCAUUCCUAACCUAGAGGGCAUUUGUGGUUGUGUGGGCAUUUACGGGUCAGCUGCAUCAGUCAGCAGUUCGCGCGCUAGUUCCAACCUGGACAUUGAAGUUAAAGUUGCAAAAUACAAGUUUGUUUCUGACUCGGUAUGAAGUUAAUACGUUAAUUAUGAGUUUAGUUCGUUGAUUACGAGUUUGUUUCUGACGAUGUAUGAAUUUUAUAGACUGAACAUAAAUUUGUUUCUCACGGUGUUCGGAUUUUAAUUAGUUGAUUACAGUUUUGUUACUGAC
Molecule: messenger RNA, 3715 nt
Organism: Hyalella azteca
Lineage: Eukaryota; Metazoa; Arthropoda; Malacostraca; Amphipoda; Hyalellidae
Product: protein abrupt-like
Exons: 5
Coding region: 58-1767 (569 amino acids)
Biological process (GO): regulation of transcription by RNA polymerase II
Cellular component (GO): nucleus
Molecular function (GO): protein binding
Source: RefSeq, a predicted model, not a curated record